This is a messenger RNA of Musca domestica (house fly), 5286 nucleotides long. Its product is annotated as homeotic protein spalt-major-like. Gene Ontology annotation, molecular function: DNA-binding transcription factor activity, RNA polymerase II-specific; heme binding; electron transfer activity. The record is from RefSeq and is a predicted model, not a curated record. Gene Ontology annotation, cellular component: nucleus. Lineage: Eukaryota; Metazoa; Arthropoda; Insecta; Diptera; Muscidae. Gene Ontology annotation, biological process: regulation of transcription by RNA polymerase II.
AAAAACAUCAAAAUAUUUUAACGUUUAAAUUUCCACCAUGUGUUCGAUCUUCCACAAUCGUAUUAAUUAUCGUGGUGGUGGAACGGCGAACAACACGAAUAGUUCCCCCGGGAGUCCGCCAACCCUUACCAAAGAUUUAGAUCCGGAUAGCAAUAACAAUGACAAUGAUAGCAAUAUAAUGUCGGGCAAAAGUGAAACCCCAACAGAUGAACGUGAAGAUGAGCCCAAGAGUCCUCGUAGCCCCUUGGAGGGGAAUCAAAAUUCUAAGGGGAAUAAUGAAGAAAUGGCUGAAGAGCAGGAGGAUGAAGAGGAGACUAGCAAUGGUGUCUCCAAUCAUCCAAGUAAAGAAGAAGCUUUAGAUUUGUCGGUAUUGCCAAAUGGUCUGGCCUCAAAGGGCCAUGUGGCAUUGGAAGCUUUGCAACAUACCAAAGUAGCUGUGGCUCAAUUUGCUGCCUCCGCCCUGGCCAAUUCUCAAUAUUUUGGUGAUAAUCCUACUCCCGAUCUGGCAGCUAUAUUACAGCGGCAACAUUUAAUGCAAUUACAGUUUAUACAACAUUUACAAAGUCAAUUGAAACGACGUGAUAGGCAAGGUGAGGAGGAUGAAGAAGAUCUGGACGAGGAAGAAGGUGAGGUGGAACAGGAGGAGGAAUCGUAUCAAGAGGUGGUAAGGAGACAUAAGGACAAUGCCAGCAGAGAGAAGGAUAAUGAAAAUUCCUGCCCAGAAAAUGUGCAAAUAGAUUUGACUCAGAGCAGCAGGACAGGAAGAAAUUCCGCAGAAGAAAUCGAACGGAGCCAUUCACCAAAAACUAUCAAGGACACAGAAAGCAGCAAGACUGAUCAUGAAUUUUCGAAAAAUUCCAAGGAUAAAGAUAAAGUGCAAUCACCCCAUUAUCAGCCCUUGUUGAGCGGCAUUAGCUCAUCAUUGGCCUCGACCAUCAUUACCGACCAUGAUCCCAUACCCCCGCCCAGUGAAACGAAUUGCCUGGAAAUGCUACAGCGCAGAACCGAAGAGGUCCUCGAUUCGGCUUCCCAGAGUCUACAUGCCUCCCAAAUGCAAGACGAAUAUGAGUACAUGCAAAAGGAUGGUCAGGGAAGGGGAGAGAUAUUCAAACAUCGUUGUAAAUAUUGUGGUAAGAUUUUCGGCUCCUUUUCGGCCCUUCAGAUACAUUUGAGGUCACACACAGGGGAACGGCCAUUUGUGUGUAAUGUGUGUGGCAGUAAAUUCACCACAAAAGGAAAUCUGAAGGUCCAUUAUCAAAGACACACCCAAAUAUACCCGCCCAUUUUAAUACCACCCGGUGUGGGACCACCUCUGGAUAUGCCACCCACAAUCAAUGCUCAACCACCAGCGCCUCACUCCCAUCCCCAUUCCCAUCAUCCGCCGCCCCCUCCUCCUCCACCACCACCACCUCCAUCUGGUCUCUUGGGCAUGCCAAUUCGUUUGCCCCUGCCCUUUGAGAAAUCUCAGGUGAAGGAAACGAACGAAAACGAAGGAAGAAGGAAAACUCCUGAAGAAACCAAAGAAAUCGCUGUGGAAGACGAAGAAGAAGAACCGAAAGAAUCUCCCAGAGACUUAACAUCGGCAAGUUGCAAAUCAAACAAUGAGCACCCCGAAGAUCUUAGCAAACCACCCAGCCGGAUGAAGAGCCAAAACCCUUUAAUGGAACCUACAGGCAUAGAACAACAGCAGCAGCAGCAGCAGGAGUCGCAGAAAAUCAACGACAAAACUGAACGACCUCUGGCAUCAGUAACCCCAAAACGGAAUAGCUCACAUAGGAAACGCAAUUCGAACAGCUCAACACCUCCCCAAGAAUUUAGAAAAAGUUUUCCUGGCAAUGGCAUAGGAGAUAGCGCCGCCGUCGACGACCAUGCUCUAUCCAAACAUUUUCGGCGGUCUUCUUCCCUGAGUCGUAACAGCAGCCUGGAACACCUAACCGGCGAUUUUUGUCAAGUGGAAACAUAUGUCGACAAAUCAUGGGAGGAUCUAAUCGAAAUCGAUACCACUUCGGAAACCUCAAAGCUCCAGCAAUUGGUCGACAACAUUGAAAAUAAACUCACAGAUCCCAAUCAAUGUAUAUUCUGCCAAAAGGUCAUGUCCUGUCGUAGCUCCCUGCAAAUGCAUAUUCGAACACAUACGGGUGAGCGACCCUUUCGCUGUAAGAUAUGUGGUCGAGCCUUUGCCACGAAGGGCAAUCUUAAGGCUCACAUGAGUAUUCACAAAAUAAAACCUCCAAUGCGUUCGCAGUUCAAGUGUCCAGUGUGUCAUCAGAAAUUCUCCAAUGGCAUAAUACUACAACAACAUAUACGAAUCCAUACCAUAGAUGAUGGGUCGGGUGGAGGUCCACAAAUUGCUGGCGCCUCCAGUGAAAUGGCUGCCGCAAUUGCGGAACACAAUCAACGUAUACGUGCCCACAUGGAGGCGGCCAUAUUGGAAGAUCAAAAUUCCAACAAAUCUUUGGGCAAUUCGGAGACAUUUGAUUUCUCCACAACAUCUGAAUAUUCUGGUCAACGUUCGGAAUCGUCGCAGGGUGAUUUCGAUGAAUACAUGACCAUGGAGAGUACCGAUGAUUCAAGAGAAAACACCUCAUCGCUAACGCCGUUGGAUAAACGUCAAUUUGAAGAUGCCGAUGAAAAGGGUGAGAGUGUUGGGGGUGGUGGCCCAGAUACCAUGGAAUCUGGUCUAUCUCAAGCCAUGGAUUUGACAGCACGUAACGGCACCUCUCAGCACACGCAAAGAGCUCUGGAUCAUCUGCCACAUUUGAUGGGUAUGCCGCCGAAUAUUUGGCUGAUGGCUGCCGCACGCGAAGAAAUACAAAAUCUCGGAAAUCAGGGAAAAUUUCCAUUGUUACCAUUUGGACCAUUAGGAUUUAUGGGUUUGCCACCACAAGCUCAUAUUUGCCAAUUGUGCUUUAAAUUGUUUCCGAAUCCAACGGCUUUGGAAACGCAUUUUCAAACGGAACAUACCAAAGAGGCUGCAAACCGAAGUACUCCACAUUCUUCGGGUAGCGGUGGAGGUGGUGCCAGCAGUUGUAAUGUGGCAUCGAUUGAGACGGAUACUUCAAAUGUUGCCGAUAACGGUCAAGUGGUUACGGUGGAGGACAAGAAUGUCAAUGCGGCUGCCAUCAGCAAUAAAGACAACAGCUGUGAUGGAUCUGAUGCAGCGGAAGCGCCUUUAUAUGACAACAAGUCUUCGAUGAAUCAAAUACUCUUUGAAAAAUAUCAGCAACAUGCAUCGGAACAGCUUCAUAGAGAAUCCCAGAAAUCACCCUUUGAACGCAGGACUAGAAUUAGCAAUGACGAAGAUGAGAGCAGACGAGAAACACCCCAUAAAGCAUCCUCUGAUUGCGAGGAAAUUGGACAGCAUAUCAAAACCGAACCUAUGGCCGAUGAACCUGAAGAUGUGACAAAAUCACGAGCAGAAAUAGAAGAGGCCGAUGAAGAUGAUGCUUAUCGGGAGGCAACAUCUUCGCCACCCAGUCAUACAAGUUACUCUUUCCAUUCGGCUGGUGCUAUGGCGAUGGGAGGUUUAUUGCCACCACCGCUGGCCACCGCAUCAUCGGAUGCCUCGGAACAUUCGCUGAUGAAAAUGCAAAUGCUAACCACAAUUCCUCAUCAAUUUUCGAAUUCCCAUUCGACAUCGAUGUUGCAACACCAACAACAACACAACCACCACUUAGAAGCUCAUCGUUUUCCUGCAACACCAUUGGAUUUCCAGCAGGCCCUCAUGUCGGUGGGUCCACCAACAUCCAGUCUGGAUCCGCCAGUGAAUAAUAAACAUUUCUGUCAUUGUCGAAGGAAUUUCAGUUCCAGUUCUGCUCUACAAAUACACAUGCGUACGCAUACGGGCGACAAGCCGUUUCAGUGUAAUGUGUGUCAGAAGGCUUUCACCACAAAAGGCAAUUUAAAGGUUCAUAUGGGCACCCACAUGUGGACAAAUCCAACAUCCCGCCGUGGACGUCGGAUGUCUUUGGAAUUGCCCAUACAUCGACCGGGCGGUAGUAUGCCACCAGAAUCGGAAUUUCUACCCCGAAGACCGGAUAUAUUUUUUCCAUAUUUACCACUUUUUAAUGGUCUACCACCAAAGCCCGGUGAUUUGAAUUCAACACCUCCAUUCCCGCCCCACAUAAAUCCGCCUCAUUUGCCAAAUGGCACAAACUCCGGGCCACCAAAAUAUCCACCACCUGGCUUACCGCUGGGAUUUCCACCAUUCCUACAACCUCCCUAUGGCUUCAAUCCCAUGCUGAAUCAGGCUCACUUGGAGCGACAAAAUAAUGCAAAAACCCCGCAAAAUCAAGAUGAGGACACCACCUCAAUGGAACCAAAGAAUUUACAGCAGCAGCAUAGCAGCGGCAGUAGUAGUCGAGCAGCAUCUCCACAACAGCAUCUACAUCAGCAUCAUCACUCGCUAAGAACCUCACCAAUGGAGAAAGAGGAUGCGAUGACGUCAUCGACAUCCAGUUCACUCUGGAAUCCAAUGAUAAAAAUUAAAACUGAAAACAAUCAAAAUGAUAUUAAUCAUCUGCAGGAUCAUAACAGUGAGUCAUCUAAUCAGGAUUAGUUUCAUGAAAUGGUCCCAAGGAUUUGAAAUUAAUAUGGAAAUAAAAAUGGGAUAACCAAAAUAUCUACAACUUAAACUUAGUGACUUUAAGAGAAUCUAUCUAUACAUGCAGACACACACGCAUUCACACACACACACACAAACACAUAUAUGAUAUAUAUGAGAAAAAGAAAUGAUUGAAAAUCAUGGUUUUUAAGGAGUACAUAUCUUAAAGCUAACAGUCUUUAUUUCUCCUCCACCUCUUCGGAGAGGAGAUAAUAUUUUUUCUAGGCUUAAAAUCACUUAGUACUAGAGAUUAAAGUAAUGAAAAUGCAGACUAACACACACACACAUGCCCACACAGAGAAUUAGUUUUAGUUAUUUUAGCAUAUAACCUAUACAAACUUACACCUAAUUAUAUUAUUACAAACAAAAGCGAUACGAGCAGCAGUAUAAUAAUGAGGGAAAAAAAAUUGAUUGGUAUUUUUAUUUCAAAAUCACACACACACAUGCAUUGCAAAGAAAUGAAAUUGCAUUUUAGCUUUUAAGCUGUAAAAAGUCGUUCAUUUUUUAAGUUUAAAUUGUAGUGGCUAAAUAUAUCUAAAUGGCCAGAGGAAUGAUUAAAAUAUUAAAAAUAGGAAUAAUAUGGAAGUACUUAUAAAUAUAAUAUAAAAUAUUAUACAUAUGGCCGUAAUAUCAUAACAAAACAAAAAAAAAUCUUAAAACAAAAUUAUAGUGAAACCUGUGGU